This is a messenger RNA of Euleptes europaea (tarantolino), 1243 nucleotides long. It is a transcript of the gene OLFML3, whose product is annotated as olfactomedin like 3. Lineage: Eukaryota; Metazoa; Chordata; Lepidosauria; Squamata; Sphaerodactylidae. Gene Ontology annotation, biological process: signal transduction. The transcript has 3 exons. The record is from RefSeq and is a predicted model, not a curated record. Bases 61 to 1242 code for a protein of 393 amino acids.
GGUGUGAGCUAGAAUCCGGUGCAGAGAUCGCUGGCAAAGCGCAAGACCCCAGGUACAGUCAUGGCUCCCCAAAAUGCCUUUCUUCUGCUGGUUAUCCUGGCUGAUACCAUCCACGGGCAACAACAACAACAGUUGAUGGAGUACAUGGAAAGAAGGCUGGCCGUCUUAGAGGAGCGGAUCUCCCAGUGGCACGAUCAGAGCAGUCGUUACUCCACUGAGCUGAGGGAUUUUAAAAACAAGGUGCUGUCCAUGCUGGAAUCCGUGGAGAAAGAACGGGAGACCAUCCGGGUGGAGGUAGAGAACACAGCAGUGAGGGUGGAUCGGCUGGAGCGUGAGGUGGACUACCUUGAAACCCAAAAUCCUGCUCCACCUUGUGUGGAGGUAGAUGAGAAGCUUGUGGAAAAUCAGGUCUCCACAGGCAAAAAGCGCAAGAAUGAGAAGUACGAGAUACUGACAGAUUGCAGUGAUACUAUCUCCCAAGUGAAAUCCAUGAAGAUUCUAAAGCGUUUUGGCAGCACUGCUGGACUGUGGACCAAAGACCCAUUAGGGAAUUCAGAGAAGAUCUAUGUGUUUGAUGGCACCAGCAAUGAUACGGUAUAUGUUUUUCCCAGGAUGAGGGAAUUCACACUCUUUUCUGCUACCCGAAAGGCAGCACGUAUCAGGCUACCCUAUCCAUGGGUGGGCACGGGACACUUGGUAUAUGGGGGCCACCUUUAUUAUAUCCGGCGACAUGGCACAUUCCAGGUCAUCAAAUUCAGUUUGGCCAACAAGACUAUUGUUGACAGCUCUGUCUUCCCUGCUGAGGAGCAGAUCCCUGUCUUUGGUCUUUCAUUUUACAACUACAUUGAUCUGGUAGCUGAUGAAGAAGGACUCUGGGCCAUCUAUGCCACACAAGAGAAUGAGAAGAAUAUUGCACUGGCCAAACUAGACCCUGCAUCACUAGACAUAGAGCAAAUGUGGGACACACCGUGCCCCCGGGAGAACGCGGAGAGUGCCUUUGUCAUCUGUGGAGCCCUCUAUGUGGUGUACAAUACCCGGCUGCCCAGUCGGUCCCGUAUCCAGUGUGUCUUUGAUGUCAGUGGCUCUAUGGCGUCUGAAGAUGCUGCCCUGGUCUAUUUCCCCAAGCGGUAUGGUUCUCACUCCAGUAUGAAAUACAACCCCAAAGAGAGACAGAUCUAUGCCUGGGAUGAUGGCUAUCAGAUCAUCUACCGUAUGGAGAUGAAGAAGAAGACUGAGGUCUGAG